Messenger RNA from Grosmannia clavigera kw1407, 783 nucleotides. RefSeq names its product rRNA processing protein. Bases 1 to 783 code for a protein of 260 amino acids. The record is from RefSeq and is a predicted model, not a curated record. The transcript has a single exon. Lineage: Eukaryota; Fungi; Ascomycota; Sordariomycetes; Ophiostomatales; Ophiostomataceae.
AUGGACAGCGCGAGAGGUGUUUUCAUGCGCGGAUGUCGGUUCUGCACGGCGGACGAAUUGGUAUGGAUGGAGUACGCUCGAGCCGAGAUGAAGUGGCUGGUACAGCUGAAAGACCAGAGGGAAACUACGGCACUUCCAUCUGCAGCGGAAGCGGUGACUGGAGGUGGCCAAAAAUACCGAGGUGAAGUAGUCGGAGAUGGUAACAUCAUGUUUAGCGACGACGCAGACGAGGAUGACCGCAAUGAAGAAGACGGUGACGACUUUGGACAGUUGCUGUCCCUGCCGAAACCGCUCAGGAAUAUGGACAAAAACAAGAUACAUGGCUUUGACCAAGAAGCUGUACAAAGGCUGGAUAAAAGUCCAUCGGUGGACGGCGCCAUCCCGCUGGCGAUUUUUGAUAUUGCUGCGAAGCAGUCAUUUUUCAGCGCAGAAGCCGCAGAAGCCUUUUUCGACAUGUUCGCCUCUUUCAGGGACGUGUCAGUGGUGGAUCAGAUCGUCGAGCACGUCCUGUCUACAACGAUCGACAUGUUCCCUAAUGCCAGUUCUACAUGGAGCUGUCAAGUCAAGCGACCACUGCUAAACCUGAGCCCUGAUGAUAGCACGUUCCCGAAAGCACUUCGCAUGUCUCUCACCAAGAUGCAUCAAGGCGUGGUCAAAACAACAGAAAAGAUGCAGUUUGUGGCCAAAUGCAUGGCCUGGAUUGAUAACAUUUUGACUCUGAGCCUUGACAGCGGUAUACGGAUAGUUUUGGAGGAUUCGCGUAGGAAGCUGGAGAAAGCAUAA